Eublepharis macularius is the source of this 11799-nucleotide messenger RNA. RefSeq names its product PR/SET domain 11 (gene PRDM11). The coding region runs from base 229 to 3768 and encodes 1179 amino acids. NCBI's taxonomy places the organism in Eukaryota, Metazoa, Chordata, Lepidosauria, Squamata, Eublepharidae. Gene Ontology annotation, molecular function: protein binding. The record is from RefSeq and is a predicted model, not a curated record. The transcript has 8 exons.
GGGAGGGAGCCGCCGCAGCUGCCGCCGCCGCUUCCACCCAGCCCAGCCCGGCCCCGGGACUCGUCCUCGCCUGGGACUAGCCCGCCAGGCUGGGCUGGCCGGGCCGGCGCUCGAGAAGGAGAGGGGCGACAGCGGCGGCGAAGCGGGCAGCCGCGGGAAAAGCUGGGCUGCCCCCAGACGCCGAGCCAGGGCCCCGCAGCGCCGAGUUGCUUUGGUUCCUUGCAGAACAUGAGUGAAAAACUGAAUGACUGCUUGAUCCAGAACCAAGCUUCCUUGGGGGAGAUGGUUACCAUCAAGACUGAGCCCUGCUCUCCAGGCCAGGAAGAAUAUGGGCAACUUUGCUCAGGAAAGGUUGAGUCCCAGUCCGUGGACAUGGAGCCUAAAAAAAUGAAAGGAAAGCAGGAUUUGAUAAUGUCCAAGAGCUUUCAGCAAGUGGAUUUCUGGUUCUGCGAGUCCUGCCAGGAAUAUUUUGUAGAUGAAUGUCCAAACCAUGGUCCACCCGUGUUUGUGUCAGAUGCUCCAGUACCUAUUGGCAUCCCUGACAGAGCUGCAAUGACCGUCCCACAUGGCAUGGAGGUGGUGAAAGAACCCAAUGGGGAACGGGAUGUGCGCUGUGUGAAUGAGGUUAUCCCCAAAGGUCAUAUCUUUGGACCAUAUGAAGGAAAACUCUCCAGUCAGGACAAAUCAGCAGGAUUCUUCUCUUGGCUGAUUGUUGAUAAGAACAACCGCUAUAAAUCCAUAGAUGGGACAGAUGAAACUACUUCAAACUGGAUGAGGUAUGUGGCCAUAUCCCGAGAGGAAAGGGAACAGAACCUGAUGGCGUUCCAGCACAGUGAGAAGAUUUACUUUCGAACUUGUCGGGACAUCCGGCCAGGAGAAAGGCUGAGAGUUUGGUACAGUGAAGAUUACAUGAAGAGGUUGCACAGCAUGUCUCAGGAGACCAUCAAUAGAAACUUCACUAGAGGAGAUAAAAAAUUACUAAGGGAAAGAUCAGACAGAAAUACUGAAAAUCAAGAAGAUGUGAGCUAUCCACUUGAGCUUACCAUGACAAAGCAAGGAAAGAGCUCUUAUAAACGCAGCUUUGAAGAUGGGGUACCUCCCUCCCAGAUAAAGAAAAAGAAAAUAGAUCUCAUCUUCAAAGAUGUCCUAGAGGCUUCUCUGGAGUCAACAAAGCCAGAAGAGCACAAGUUUACAAAGAAUUCUACUCCUUCCACUAGGAAGUCCUCCAGAUUCCAAGUUCAAGAUGUCUCAGAAAGUUGUGGACCUGGUAUUCGACAGAGCUCUCCAAAUCUCAGAAGCAAAAAUGAGGGUGAGUGGAAGGUCCCCCAAGGCUCUUCUUUCACCAUGUCCAAAGAAAUUGGCCUGCUAGAAGAUGAUGGUGAAGAACCCUUGUCAUUUAAAGUGAACAGCCCCACUGAUCUCUCUCUGGUGUCAACUCAAGAAGAUGCUCUUGAUAUCCCAACAACUUCAUUGUGUCCCAAUUGCAUACGACUGAAGAAGAAGAUUCGUGAGUUGCAGGCUGAACUAAAUAUGCUAAGAUCUGGCAAGUUAGCUGAGCCACCUCUACUACCUCCUCAGGUACCAGAGUACCAAGCAUUUUCAUACCCCACAGCUUCAGAAAGCAUCAUGUCUGUUCCCAUGGAGGAUGAUGACCAGGAGGUAGAUUCUGCAGAUGAAUCGGUCUCAAAUGAAAUGAUAACAGCUACGGACGAGCCCUCCAAGAUGUCUGCUGUCACUAGGAGGAUUCGCCGCUUCAAGCAAGAAUGGCUAAAGAAGUUUUGGUUUCUACGGUACUCCCCUACACUGAAUGAAAUGUGGUGCCACGUCUGCCGGCAGUAUACGGUGCAAUCCUCUCGGACUUCAGCCUUCAUUAUUGGCUCUAAGCAAUUUAAGAUACAUACUAUAAAACUUCACAGCCAGAGCAACCUCCACAAAAAGUGCCUGCAGCUCUACAGGCUCAGGAUGCACCCAGAAAAGACAGAAGAGAUGUGCCGAAAUAUGACUUUGCUCUUCAAUACAGCCUACCAUUUAGCUAUGGAAGGUCGGCCUUACUGUGAUUUUAGGCCUCUUGCAGAACUACUGAGAAAAUGUGAACUCAAAGUAGUGGAUCAGUAUAUGAAUGAGGGAGACUGUCAAAUCUUAAUUCAUCACAUUGCUCGGGCUCUUAGGGAAGAUCUAGUUGAGCGAAUCCGGCAGUCUCCCUUCCUCAGUAUCAUUUUGGAUGGGCAGAGUGAUGACUUACUUUCUGACACAGUUGCGAUAUAUGUACAGUAUCUCAGCAGUGAUGGCCCUCCAGCCACUGAAUUUCUCUCUCUCCAAGAGCUAGGCUUUUCUACAACAGAUAGUUACAUCCAGGCAUUAGACAGGGCUUUUUCCUCCCUUGGAAUAAGGCUGCAGGAUGAAAAGCCGUCUGUUGGUCUGGGAGUAGAUGGUGCUAACAUUACUGCCAGCCUUAGAGCCAACAUGUAUAUGACAAUCAGAAAGACUCUGCCUUGGUUGCUCUGUCUACCCCUUAUGGUACACAAGCCACAUUUGGAAAUAUUGGAUGCAAUCAGUGGAAAAGAGCUUCCUUGCCUGGAGGAAUUAGAGAACAACUUAAAACAGUUACUCAGCUUUUAUCGUUAUUCCCCCAGGCUGAUGUGUGAACUGAGGGUCACUGCUGCUACCCUCUGUGAAGAGACUGAGUUCUUGGGUGAUAUUAGAGCAGUCAAAUGGAUUAUUGGGGAGCAAAAUGUCCUCAAUGCUCUGAUUAAGGAUUACCUGGAAGUGGUAGCCCAUCUCAAAGAUGUCAGUGGCCAAACCCAAAGGGCAGAUGCAUCUGCCAUUGCCUUGGCACUCCUGCAGUUUCUUAUGGACUACCAGUCAAUUAAGCUGAUAUAUUUUUUGCUGGAUGUAAUUGCUGUGCUUUCACGACUUGCCUUUGUCUUCCAAGGUGAGUACCUUCUUGUCUCUCAAGUGGAUGACAAAAUAGAGGAGGCCAUCCAAGAGAUCAGCAGGCUGUCAGAUUCUCCUGGUGAAUAUCUACAGGAAUUUGAGGAAAACUUCCGUGAAAGCUUUAAUGGUGUUGCUGUGAAAAACCUACGGGUGGCUGAAGCCAAAUUCCAGUCAAUUCGAGAAAAAAUAUGCCAGAAGACACAGGUGAUUCUAGCCCAAAGGUUUGAGCCCCGCAGCCGGGCAUUUGUGAAAGCUUGCCAGGUAUUUGACCUUGCAGCUUGGCCAAGAAGUGCAGAGGAACUCAUGAGCUACGGCAGGGAGGACAUGGUGCAAAUAUUUGAACAUCUGGAAUCAGUGCCGUCCUUUUCCACAGAAGUCAGCAGAGAGGGCAUGGACACCAGAGGGAGUUUGCUCAUGGAAUGGAGAGAACUCAAGGUGGAUUAUUAUACCAAAAAUGGUUUUAAAGAUUUAAUCAGUCACAUUUGUAAAUAUAGGCAGAGAUUUCCACUUUUAAAUAAAAUAAUCCAGAUCCUCAAAGUCCUCCCCACUUCCACAGCCUGUUGUGAAAAGGGCCGCAACGCCCUUCAGAGAGUACGCAAAAAUAACCGUUCUCGGCUCACUCUGGAACAGCUCAGUGAUCUUUUGACAAUUGCUGUUAAUGGACCACCUAUUGCCAAUUUUGAGGCUAAAAGGGCGCUAGAUAGUUGGUUUGAGGAGAAAUCUAGCAAUAGUUAUGCACUGUCUGCAGAAAUGUUGAGCAGGAUGUCCUCCUUGGAUCAGAAGCCUGUGCUGCAGAGCACGGACCAUGGAUCGGAAUUUUACCCUGAUAUUUAGCAAGGAACGUCUCUUGUUUAGGAAGCUGUUGAAUCUUUUUUUAAUCGAUACUCUAAGCUUUGAUAUAUUAUAUGAAAAUAUAUAUUAUAUAUAAAUAUAUGUAUGUAUGUAAACCCCACACUGAAAUUUUAAACUUAACUGAUGGAAGCUACAAGGAAUUUUUAAGAAUGAAACAAACACUUAACCUUUACUGACAUCUUCAACUGUGGCAGCUGCGGUAUAGGUGGCAACAUUUCAUUCUUUAGAAACGUGUUGAGGCCAUAGUCUACAUUUUUCAAUUCAACUCAAGUCAUAAGCUAGAUGAGGUGGGCCGAUGUCAUCCUACUUCUCACUAUGCUUUUGUGUGUGUAUAUUUUAUCUCUGCUAUUUUUUCUUUGUUAGUCAGCUAAUGAGCCAUUUCAGACCUUUACUAAUGAUCAUCAGGGCCCUGUGGGUCUAUCUGGGGAGUUCUUGCCUAAUUUCAUCUAGUUUAGAGUAGAUUUUUAAGAAUCCUGUUAACUUUUUCUUUCUGACCCUUUCUUGAUCUUGCACACCAUGGGCAUUUUGAGUGCAAAGCAAUCUUUUUGCCACUCCUGUGAAAAUUCUACUAACAAUUCAUAUAUCUUACAAUAUGAUAUAGCAUGUGCAAACAAAAAUAGCAGAAGGUGGGCUUUUUGUGGUUGUUUUUGCAUUUAUAUUUUUAUAUUGUAGGGAAUAAGAAAAAAAAUACAACUGUUGACUGAAAACCCAGGCUGCUGUGGAAGCUAAAUGGCCAAUGAGUCGAAUCCCAUAGUAUGGUGGACACUCCAGGGCUUAAACUAUAUGUAUGCUAAUUUUGUGUUAUUUAUACUCUGUCUUUGUAAUCAUAAAUGGGUUGUGUCUUCUGUUUGUAUGGGUUUUUAGUAAGUGUAAGAAAAGCCUGCUCUAAUUCUAUAGCAGGAGAUAUCAAUGCAAGAUCAGUCUUUGGUUGUUAUCAUGUGGCUGUUGUCCUUUAUAGGCUCACAUAUCUUCCUCAAGUGCAAAAUUUUGUCAUGGGACAAAAAGCAAAAAUGGAAUAUUGUACUUAUUCCUGUAAACUCUUUCUUUUGAAGGGUGUGCAGUCUGCUAGAAGUUUAGAGAUUGGUCUUGGAACUGAAACAGUAAUAUUUGAGAAGAUCUCUCUCCCUUUUUUUUUUUUACCCCGGUGGUUAAGGUUAAAUAAGCCAAAACAAGCCCGGAAUCUUCACUCAUGCUUGUGCCUUGUUUUGCUCAGAUGGCACAAGACAGCGCUGUGAUAAUAUUGGAUGAUCACAGGAAUAAAAGGAAACCCUGUUCCCGCCCCCCAACAACAACAAAACCCUAGUAGGGUGGCAUGUUUCCCAGAGGGACAGAUUUCAUGCUAAUCUUCAUCAUUUUGGAAGUGCAGUUAUGAUGUCAGUUACACUGAACUUUUCCUUAUUCCUCCUACCCUCUAUUUUAUCCCAAUCUUUCUCCAUUGGUUAUGGUGCUAAGGUAUCUCUGGAACCGUUGCUGCUAGGUGAUAGCUUUUCAUUUGUAUAAAUAAUUUCAAUCAGUAUGUUUUCAGUGGUAAUGUAGCAUGUUGUUAAAGAAAUUUCUCUUCAGGUACAUCUGCACUGGCACCCUUGUUGGUAUUUUUUUAAAUUUCAGUUUGUCCUGCAUUUUCCCAUGUAGAGUCUUCGCAUUUUAUCUCAUACAGCAUUAUUUUUACUCCCCUGGGUUAUAUUUCUUUUCCUGACAAUAACUUAGUGUGGCUGGAGGUGGGACAUCUUGAUGCAUAUCUGUGGGGUUGUGAAGUGGCUAGAAUGAUCAAAGAUAAGAAACAACAAGCACAUAUUCCCUUCUCUACCUAUAGACAAAGUGGAGAUGGGGGGGAUUCGCUGAAGAAAGUAGCAAGUUGCCCAUUACAAGUGCAUAAAAUUAACAUAUUUUUUUGUAAAUGAAAAAAAUAUGACGUAAAGUAAGAGGAAUGCAGGGAAAAAUUGAGAGGAGAGAUAUCACAAAACAGUUGUAUACCUCCAUUGUAGGAAACUUAGUACCUAUAGAAUGCAGUACUAACUUUCAUGUGGCAAACAAAAACAGGAAGAACAGGACUAAUCUGGGGUAAGAAACAUGUGUGCAGAUCUUACUAAUUCCCUAUCUGAAAAAGGACUGAUGCAGAUACACCUUUUAGUCACUUCCACUGCCAAUUUUCAUACACUGCCUUCUUACUCUUUCCCACCUCUGGCUGAAAAAGAAGCACACAAAAAAAGGCAGAGCUGUGGUUUGUCUUCUUUUCAGUAGUUUCUAUGUCAUAUCCUCACAAGCAACAUUUUAUUUACUGGAUAUUAAGAAUUCAUUUUCUCUAUAUGUAUAUUAUUCCCUGUGAGUCUGAAGAGUGAUUGUGUGAGAGCAUGGAUGAGUAAAGGAGAGAGAAAGGGAAUUAUAAGGAAAAGACUGAGAUGUUUUAGGCAACAUUAAAGCAAAUAGUUUUAAAUCAUAUUUUUCACAGUAAUCACCAUUAGUAUUAACACAACUAUAGUUAGUUACUAAUGUAGAAUAGUUUACAGGAUAAUAUACCACAGCACUUUUUCUUAAACAUAGCAACAGCAUUGAGAUUCAAAAAAGUUUUAUAUGCUCAAUAUCAACUGUAUAUCAUAGGUAGUAGGUAAAUAACACUGCAAAUAACAGUUUACACAACUAUACUCAUGUUUACCAGUCAGUGAAACUAAUUUCAGAAUCGCUGUUAUCGCUCAUUAAAUACGACAGUUUACUGCUUAAACAACCAACACCAAAAUCAAUCACUACCAGUAUUCUCUUCCUGCCUAUUGAUUUUGGUCACUUCUGUGUGCUCUUGAAAUUAUCUUAGACCCAACUUCCUUCACCCUGUGUAAUGCCUGAACUUUUAAUGGGUUACAGAAGAUGCAAAAUUAAAUCUGUAUAGAAAUCAAAUGUACAAUGAAAUGAAAAACUUUCAUGUGAUGCUAAGAGUAGAAAAGGCACUUGGCUUUACCUUCUAUUAAAGCUUUUUCUCCCAUUUUUGGAUGAUCAGAGCAAUCCAGCUUUGUGUCUUAAAAAUAUCAUACCAUCUAUAGCAAACAUACGGCAGAAUCCAAUCACAAUUAAGCAAAUUUAAGUGCCUUUGGUUUCAGUGGGGAUAAUAAGCAUGCAUGCCCUUGCAAUUCCUAUUAAAAUCAAUGGGAUUUUAAAGUGUUUAAUUUUGGCUGGGUUUCAAGUUUUCCAGUACUUGGAAUUUUUCAAAGUGUUAUCAGCUUAUCUAUAAAUAUUUAAACCUCCUUGGUCAAAACCAAACUGAAGUACUUUAGAAAUCAGUUUAGUCUUACCUCUUCUUUUAUAAAAAAAUGCUUUUCUGUUAGCAAUAUAACUAUUUUCUACAGCUUGGCUCCAGAAGUGUAAAACUGCUUGCUGCUGUUGGGGUCCAUAUAUGAUCUAACAUUCAAAAUUCAAUUUUUUGGCAUUUGGAGGAGAUGUAUGCAGCAUUCCAUGGCUUAAGAACAGUCAUUCUAUUUCUUCCAAAAUUUGCCCAUUAAUAUAUCUUUUUAGGAUAUAUAGAAAAACAUGUUAUACAUCAUAAGUGAGAUUUUUUUUCUUUAAAUAAGCAGGCAAAGAAAUCCUAAGUCCACCAAAACAAUUCCAAGUCUGUGAAACCAUACUUUUCAAACCUAGCUUUUUUUUUUAAAAAGAAACACUGUUUCUAUAUGGCUUGUGGGCAGUAAGACUGACUGAUUGACCUACAUAAAAUUCAGUAGUGCAAUUAGUAGUUGGGCCAGUUGCCAAGAAGCCAAACCUGUAACAGUAAAAAGUAACAGCCUGUACUGCAAAACAGUGGAUGAUUCCGUACACGUUGGAUAAUGCACUUCCAAUCCUCUUUAUAGAUCAUUUGGAAUGGAUUUUUUCAUGUGCGGAACAAAAAAUCCACCUCAAAUGAUAAAGUGCAUUGAAAGUGCAUUAUCCAACAUGUGCGUAAUCAGCCAAUAUUAAUUUGUUGUUGGGGGAGGGGGGCUGAAAGCUAAAUUUGAAAAAAAAAUGUUUUAAAGGUCAAAGAUAACCUAAGAACAUGAUGAGUGUAUGGUGAAACCUGUCCCAGUUCAAAGAUCUCGUACCUUUCUUCUUGUAAAGAGUUCUAAAGAUUUGAAUGUUUCUAGUCAGUCAUAUAAUGAUUGCAGGAUGAGGACUGCAAGUUGCAUUGGUAGGUAACCAACUUGCAUUGAUUGGUAAAACAGCUUUUAAUUGCUAUUGCGUAUCACUUUUCUUUUAUAAUGGGCAGUCAUAUUGAAUAGGAUAUUUGUCUAAGAGCACCAGUUAUGUUUUAGCUAGCUGUUGAUCAUAAUCUCAGUCAGGUAAAAAUCUAAAGAGAAGCAGAAAACUGCUGUGAAUGUAGUGAAAAAUAAAGGACACUAGAGGGCAUCAGCUGUUAAAUGUUUGCGGUUGUCCAAAGUACAGAGAAGUGCUAGUUAGCUCAUCUUGGAUGGUAAGGAACACCUGAAGCAGGAUUCUCCUGGAGUGGGAGGAGAUAAAGGAUGCCUACUUCAAAGGUAGCCCCUCCAAUUUGGUUUUCCAGGAUCAGGCAACCUGUUCAUGUUAAAUGAGGUAGUUACUGUAAUGGAUGUGUUUGUUAUCAGAUAGAAUACAGAAAUCUCUGAAAAACAAACUUUGUAACCAAAUGUUUUCUUCUUGUUUCACAUCCAAUUGUGAUUAAUUAGUGCGUUUUCCCAUAACUUUUAGUAGUAGCAUUCUAAAACUAAGGGUGUCUGAUGGCAGAUUUCCCAGCCACCGUAACUCAGGCUGUUCUACAGGUAUAUAUGGUUGGCAAACAUUAAUAUCACAUUUUGUACAACCUGCCAGCAGUGAAUAAUCUCAGAUUUUUACAGCCUUCGGGCUAAUCACAACAGGGAUAAUGGUAGUAAAUCAGGAAACCAAAGCUCUUCCUACAUUAGCAAAAGCACAGUGAGAACACACACAUGGAUAGUGAAAGUAUGUAUUCUUACAGCCAGCUGGUCCAGACAUGCCCUCUGCAUUACCCUGAAGGUUGAUCUUUGCUUUGAAUGUGCCUGUUUGCACUUUUGCUGGAAUGGAGUCCCAAAUAUACCUAUCCAGGCAUUUUGAUCCCACAGCACAAACCCAAUGACUAGGAAGACUUUCAGGUUUUCUUCUCCUAAUAAGAUGGGGAAGACGUGUACAACAAACACCCAGAUGCUCAGUACUGCUCCCCCACCCCCACCCUAGCAUUAGAAACCUCCAAGUCAAAAUGCACUCCACUGAACUCUCACUCCAGUAAUAUCUAUGCAAUUCCUGUCUCCCUUGGAGACAAGUAAAAUAUGUAUACAUGUAACCUGGUCUAUGUAUACAACGUAUACUCAUAAAAAGUGCAAUCCACAGAAGUCAGCCUUGAAAACGCCAUUGCCUUCAGCUGGACUUCUGCACACCCAACUUCCUCUGGAUUGCACUCUUCGGUCAUGAUCUAAUUAAAGUUAAGCACUUUGAUGUCCUGUUUUAUCACACUGAGAAAGAGUUAAAUAUGCUUAUUUUCCCCCUUGAAAUCAGUGGGACAAAAGUGUUUUUUAAGUUUUGCUAGGUCAUACUCUAUGUAUGGUGAGACCAUAUGUACCAAUACAUACUCAAAACAUACUAUGUGUAAGAAAUGAAUUCACUUAUCUAUGUGUCACUAUAUAAAGAAAGUGCUAUAUAUUUAUAAUAUGUUUUCAGUAGAUACAUAUAUGGAAUUUAGAGGUAGACCUGACUACCAUAGUUGUAAAGGCAGACUCUUCUGUAAUUAUGAGGGGUAUGAAGGGCCAAACUAAAUGUUAUGGCGAACUCAUGGCUGCCACAGGUUUGCUGUUGUCAUUUUAAGGUGACGUCUCAUGGGCACAAUCCUGAUCAGGCACAUGGUACAGAGCUCUCUCCCCUCGCAUGUGACUUUUCAAGGGCUGAAACAUCCAUAGGGGGACCCACAUAUUCUUGUUCGCCAUCAUGUUUAGUUUGGCCCUAAAAGACUGAAAAAAGAGGACUUACAGUGUAACUUUUCAGCCCAAUUUUGAUAUCUGCCUAUGUAUAGAAAGUUACCCAGUGAGAAAAGAUGUCGCUAUGGCUAGGAAAAGGAAUUUUACUGGCAUGGAAGACAAGUGCUAUGAAUAAAGCAGUGUUGGGCAUCAUCUUGUCAGAGAUGAAAGUGAACACUUAACUGUUGGUAUCACAUAUACUUCCUGAUACCUAUAUUCUCACUUAGGCUACUUCAUAUCCCCCUCACUUCUCUUGGCUGCUUACAUAGACUUCAUGAGUGGAGAUCCCAGCAUACUGAAAAAUAGUUUCUCUUCCAGCCCACUGCUUUUUGCUAUUGCUUGGUGACUAGCAAAGUAAAAUGGAUGGGCAAAUUAGCAUCAAUUGUUUAAUCCUAGCAUCAAUUUGUGAGAGACUGCAUUGACUGCAGUGGCAUUUCUGCCUAAGCAGCAAGAUGUAGGACUACAGCAUGUCUGUUAUGUCUAGGAGCACUGGAUAGAGCAAUGUUGAAAGGCAAUAAUGGCAUAAGGAAAGGGAGAAGAGCAUAAGAAGAGAACUCUGAGUACAAUAGGGACAUUUAUUGUACAGGGUAGUCGUUCCAUAGUGGUUCUUGUACAUGUAGUUGCACUGUUGUUCCUCAGUUACUUCUGCCCUUUCUGGUCACAUUUCAAAGAGCAGCUGCCUUUGAGUUGUUAACUGCACAAACUGGCUGACACUCUGGCUGAGCUUUGAAUUGACAAUGGAGUUAACGUGCUUGGACUGAGAACACUGUAGUCUGAAAGCUUGAAUUGCUUGGCUUGAGGCAUUAUGACUGAACCACUCCUACUAAAUAAUUUCAAUGUGAUUAUUAUUAUUUUAUAUGUAUGACAGAUUUCAUGCGUCAAUUGUAGAUUUAAACCAGCAUUUUCACAGAUCACCCUUUUACAAAAACAUGCUGAAAAGCCUUUGAGAUGGACAACCCAUUUUGUUUCUUUUCUAUCAUGCAGAAACUCUGAUGUGGACAAAGCCAUUUGUCUUAUGUAGUUGAACAUUCUUUUCUGUUAUGUGUUAAGGCAAGUACCGAAGCAUUAAUAUAGCGUAUUCAUUCAUGCUGUUGAUUUUCACAGUUACUUCAUUCCAGGUGGGUGAAGAAAGUAAGAUUUGAACUUCCAGUGCCAGACAUCCAGGCACCAUGUGCAAUGCCUUAUACAAGUUAUGUUUAAAAAAUGGGGGUGGGGGUGAUAAGGCAAAGGCAGUAAUCUUUUUCCUCAGCCAAGUGACUACUUGCACUGGUGUUGUGCAGUUUGUUGAGCAAGCUUGUGCCACGCACCUCUAAUAAUGUAGUUUGUUACCCUCUGUGAUAUGUCAGGGCUUUGCCACCACACAACUCUGGAAACCCACCUCAGUUACUUACCUGGCCUACCUGAAACCCACAAGCUGCUGGACUUUAGGGUAUAAGCCCAGACAAGAACAGCUACCUAGAAAACAAACUCCUCAGGACUGAACUUCAUGGACCUAUCCUCUCAUGGCUACUGGACUAUUUUCCAGCCCGCAUGCUGCCAACAAAGCAUCCUUGCUCUGUACAGAAAUCCCUCAAUCACUGCACCUCAUGUAUAGAAAUCCGAAGCCAAUGCAGGGGAGGAACAUCAUGUACGCUGUAAUUAUCUAACUACAAAAGGAGGGCUGUUGGAUUUUUCCUAUUCAGGCAACCCCAUAAACUCACUUAACAAGAAUCAAAGAGGGGAAAUAUCUCCUCAUGUUUGCCUUUUUCCCCUUUCUCUCACGAGUCCUGGUCCCCAAACUGUUAGUUUAACCAUGCACACACACAAGAGGGAAGGGGAGAAACAAUCUAGAAAUUUAUUAUUACAUAUGUAUUAAUAUGUUAAUAUCACAAUCUUUCUGACAAUGUUAAAAUGUUAUUUGCGGACUAUGCUUUAUAGUACCUGUGUGAAAGGGCCUAGGACACUGGAUACGAAUAGAGCUAUGUUGAUAUAUCAUAGUAUGUACACGAGAACUUUCCUUUUGUCAUACAUUAUACUUGUAAUGUAAGAUGAUUAUUAAUAAAAACACUUUGAUUUA